Molecule: messenger RNA, 8814 nt
Organism: Herpailurus yagouaroundi (jaguarundi)
Lineage: Eukaryota; Metazoa; Chordata; Mammalia; Carnivora; Felidae
Gene: PLCE1
Product: phospholipase C epsilon 1
Exons: 35
Coding region: 582-7529 (2315 amino acids)
Biological process (GO): phosphatidylinositol-mediated signaling; release of sequestered calcium ion into cytosol; phosphatidylinositol metabolic process
Molecular function (GO): guanyl-nucleotide exchange factor activity; phosphatidylinositol-4,5-bisphosphate phospholipase C activity
Source: RefSeq, a predicted model, not a curated record
AGCGGCGCCCGCGGGGGCGCACACGCUAGAGCGCGGCGGGCGGGAGGGCGGGCGGCGCGCCCCGGGCUCUGCCUCCCGGGCACUUGCCUGUGGCUGUGGCGCGCCGCUGGCACCCGCUCCGCCGCUGACACACGGUAGCGGGGACACCCGACGCCGCUAGAGACAGGCGCGUCCCAGAGGGGACGCUGCACUUGGGGACUCGGUGCGGCGCGACUGGCCCGAAGAGCAGAGGAAACAUUCAAACUGGAUUUUUAAUCGUUAGUAAGUCAGUGAGAGAUCAGAAGUUGCAGAAUGCAAUCCCGAGUAAAAAUCUCCAAAAGAAUUACUUCAAAUAACAGAGGAAAGAAAAUUGAACUACCACCUUAAAACCCUGGUCUAGAAAAACAUAUUACACAUGAUAGGAAGUUAUAACUGGAGAAAUUUAUUUGGCUCUUAAUGCACCUGAAUGAAAGGAAUUGUCACACUGUUUCUCAGGACUUGUAGAUCUGAGAUUAUUUUAAUAAUAAGUUGUUUUAUAAAAAUCUUGACAUGAUCAGCAGAGAGAAGAAACAGCAAUAGCUAAAACCUGUGUGUUGGUCAAGAUGACUUCUGAAGAAAUGGCAGCUUCUGUUCUCACACCUGUGACUCAAAGAAAGGUGACAUCGUCUCAGUCGGCUUUAGAUGAAAGUAGUGAAAAGGUCUCAGACGUCAGUGUUCCGAAGGCACAUAGUGUCAGGCAGAGUGGUCAGACUUCCACCAUCUCACGACUGAACAAGCUUAAAGAAGAAUCCUCUGGAAGCAACUUGCCCGAGAUUGUCUCCAUAGCAAGGGAGAAGAUAAUGAGUGAUGAGAACAGCAAUGAGAAGUACUGGGAGGAAAGCAUGCCAGAUUCUGUGAAAAACCUCAAUAUUAACUGCAACAACGUACUGAAAAACAGCCAGUGCAGCCUUCCUCAGAGCCAGUGUUAUGACACGUGCGAUUCUGUCAUGGAGGAAGGCCUGUGUUUGGAAACUGGAAUCCCAUCCUCACUGGAAAGAAAGGUGUUCCCUGGAAUUCAACUGGAAGUGGACGGGCCUCCCAUGGACAUUAGUCCCUUAGGAAAUCAGUCGGCCAUCAUAGAGAGCGGCCGGGCACACCCUGACGGCGGCCUGGCAGCAUUUCACUUUCAUUACGAAGUCGACAGAAGAAUGUCAGACACUUUCUGUACCUUGUCAGACAACCUGAUUUUGGAUGAUUGUGGUAACUGUGUACCACUGCCUGGUGUUCGUGGGGAGCGACAGAAAAAUUAUAUGGCAUAUACUUGUAAACUCAUGGAAUUGGCAGAAAACUGUGAUAAUAAGAAUGGGCAGCUGCAGUGUGAUCAUUGUGAUGCCUUAAACGACAGAUACUUGUGCUUCGAAGCUUCUUGCCAAAGGGCUGAUGCGGUAUGUUCAAGUGACAGCUUUUGCAGGGAGGACUUGACUAACAGUCCACCUGCCAAGACCUUUCUGAGCCAUUUUGAGGACUUCCCUGAUAAUUGUGAAGAUGUAGAAGAAGAUUUUUUUAAGAGCAAAAAGGAGAGGUCCACUUUGUUAGUGAGAAGAUUUUGUAAAAAUGACAGGGAAGUAAAGAAAUCUGUAUAUACUGGGACAAGGGCGAUCAUGAGAACUCUGCCUUCUGGUCACAUUGGGCUGGGAGCUUACAGUUACAUUGAUCAGAAGAGAAGUGGUCUCCUGCUGCCCUGUGGGAGAGUUCUGGAACGGUGGUCAGCGGUGGCAGUUAGGGAAGAUGGGAGCUGGUGCCUGUCAGAAGCUCAGUGGUAUUCGAUCUACAAUGCAGUGAGAAGGAGAGAAGAAAUAGAAAAUACAAUUGGAUCUCUUCUUCAUUUCUUCACAAAGCUCCCAGCCUCCGAAACAGCCCAUGAAAAGAUUAGGGUUGGUCCGUGCUUAAAGCAAUGUGUCCGAGAUACCAUAUGUGAGUACCGUGCCACCCUCCAGAGGACGUCCAUAUCUCAGUACAUCGCGGGUUCUCUGCUAGAAGCAACCACAUCUUUAGGAGCAAGAAGUGGCCUACUCAGUACCUUUGGAGGAUCCGCCGGACGAAUGAUGCUAAAAGAACGUCAGCCAGGCACCUCCAUGGCCAAUUCUAGUGCCCUCCCUUCAAGUUCAGCUGGGAUCAGCAAGGAGCUGAUUGAUCUGCAGCCCCUCAUUCAGUUCCCAGAGGAAGUCGCCAGCAUCCUGAUGGAGCAGGAGCAGAACAUUUACCGAAGGGUCUUGCCAGUUGACUACCUUUGCUUCUUGACCCGGGACUUGGGCUCUCCGGAAUGCCAGACAUCCCUGCCCUGCCUCAAAGCGUCCAUCUCAGCAUCAAUUCUUAACUCCCAGAACGGAGAACACAAUGCCCUGGAAGAUCUUGUGAUGAGAUUUAAUGAGGUGAGCUCCUGGGUAACGUGGCUGAUCCUCACGGCGGGCUCCAUGGAGGAGAAGCGAGAAGUCUUCUCCUAUUUAGUACACGUGGCCAAAUGCUGCUGGAACAUGGGCAACUACAAUGCUGUCAUGGAGUUCUUGGCCGGCCUCAGGUCAAGAAAAGUUUUAAAAAUGUGGCAGUUUAUGGACCAGUCUGACCUAGAGACCAUGAGGAGCCUGAAGGAUGCCAUGGCUCAGCACGAAUCUUCCUGCGAGUACAAGAAGGUGGUCACGCGGGCUCUGCACAUACCUGGCUGUAAGGUGGUUCCGUUCUGUGGGGUGUUUCUGAAGGAGCUCUGUGAAGUACUGGACGGAGCCUCCGGCCUCAUGAAGCUUUGCCCGAGGUACAAUUCCCAAGAAGAAACUCUAGAGUUUGUAGCCGAUUACAGUGGACAAGAUAAUUUCUUACAACGAGUGGGACAUAAUGGCUUAAAGAAUUCGGAGAAGGAGUCCACAGUCAACAGCAUCUUUCAGAUCAUCAGGAGCUGCAGCCGAAGUCUGGAGGCCGAGGAGGAGGACAGCCCCAGUGAAGGAAACAGCUCCAGGAAAAAUUCCUUAAGGGAUAAAGCCCGAUGGCAGUUUAUCAUUGGAGACCUGUUAGAUUCUGAAAAUGACAUCUUUGAGAAAUCCAAAGAAUGGGACACUCACGGAUCAGAAGAGCCACAGAAGGCCUUUGACCAUGGGACAGAGCUAAUCCCAUGGUACGUGCUGUCCAUCCGAGCCGAUGUGCACCAGUUCCUGCUGCAGGGGGCCACUGUCAUCCACUACGACCAGGACACGCACCUCUCUGCCCGAUGCUUCCUCCAGCUUCAGCCUGACAACAGCACCUUGACCUGGACAAAGCCCACCACUGCUUCCCUGGCCAGUGCUAAAGCAAAACUCGGUGUGCUUAGUAACACGUCUGAGCCUGGCAAAUUCCCGUUACUGGGCAAUGCUGGACUAAGUGGCCUGGCAGAGGGGGUCUUGGAUCUGUUCUCAGCAAAAGCUGUGUACAUGGGACACCCUAGCAUCGAUAUACACACUGUGUGUGUUCAGAACAAACUGGGUAGCAUGUUUCUCUCAGAGACUGGCGUGACGCUGCUCUAUGGGCUCCAGACCACGGACAAUAGAUUAUUGCACUUUGUGGCACCCAGGCACACAGCUAAGAUGCUCUUCAGUGGAUUGCUGGAACUCACGAGAGCCGUGAGGAAGAUGAGGAAGUUCCCUGACCAGAGGCAGCAGUGGCUGCGGAAACAGUACGUCAGCCUCUAUCAGGAAGAUGGACGGUACGAAGGCCCAACUUUGGCUCACGCCGUGGAGUUGUUUGGUGGCAGGCGGUGGAGUACACGAAACCCCAGCCCCGGGACAUCAGCAAAGAGUGCCGAGAAGCCCAAUGUGCAGAGAAACAACACCUUGGGCAUAAGCACUACCAAGAAAAAGAAGAAAAUCCUUAUAAGGGGUGAGAGCGGAGAGGCAGCUGACGAUGAGAUGGCCACCCGAAAAGCCAAAAUGCACAGAGAGUGUCGCAGCCGGAGUGGUUCUGAUCCUCAAGACAUGAAUGAACAAGAAGAGUCAGAGGCAAAUGCCAUCAUGAGCCCUCCUAACACUCUGCCUUCCAGAAGAGCCCACUCUUUGACCACGGCUGGGUCCCCUAACUUGUCUGCCGGGACAUCAUCUCCCAACAGGCCAGUGUCUUCCCCUGUGCUGUCUUCUUCAAACAAGAGCCCGUCCAGUGCUUGGAGCAGCAGCAGCUGGCACGGGCGGAUCAAAGGCGGAAUGAAAGGUUUCCAGAGCUUCAUGGUUUCAGACAGUAACAUGAGCUUUGUUGAAUUCGUUGAGCUGUUCAAAUCAUUCAGCGUGAGGAGCCGCAAGGACCUGAAGGACCUCUUCGACGUCUACGCUGUGCCCUGCAACCGAGCCGGCUCCGAGUCGGUGCCACUCUACACCAACCUAACAAUUGACGAAAACACCAGCGAUCUUCAGCCUGACCUAGACUUAUUGACCAGAAACGUCUCGGAUUUGGGGUUGUUCAUUAAGAGUAAACAGCAGCUGUCAGACAACCAGAGGCAGAUAUCUGAUGCCAUUGCUGCUGCAAGUAUCGUGACAAACGGCACUGGGGUCGAGAGCACAUCCUUGGGCGUGUUUGGGGUUGGCAUCCUCCAGCUCAAUGACUUCCUAGUGAACUGCCAAGGAGAACACUGCACUUAUGAUGAAAUCCUCAGCAUCAUCCAGAAGUUCGAGCCUAGUGUUAGUAUGUGUCAUCAGGGCCUACUGUCAUUUGAAGGAUUUGCAAGGUUUCUGAUGGAUAAAGAUAAUUUUGCCUCCAAAAAUGAUGAGUCACAGGAAAACAUUAAAGAACUACAGCUGCCUCUCUCCUACUAUUACAUUGAAUCUUCACACAAUACCUACCUCACAGGCCACCAACUCAAAGGAGAGUCCUCAGUAGAACUCUACAGCCAGGUCCUCCUGCAAGGCUGUAGGAGCGUAGAGCUGGAUUGUUGGGAUGGAGACGACGGGUUGCCCAUCAUCUAUCAUGGACACACGCUGACAACCAAGAUCCCCUUCAAGGAGGUGGUUGAAGCCAUUGAACGCAGUGCCUUUGUCAACUCUGACCUGCCCAUCAUCAUAUCGAUUGAGAACCACUGCUCAUUGCCUCAGCAACGAAAAAUGGCAGAAAUUUUCAAGAGUGUGUUUGGAGAAAAACUGGUGGCUAAGUUCCUGUUUGAGAGUGAUUUCUCAGAUGACCCAAUGCUUCCCUCACCCGACCAACUUAGGAGGAAAGUGCUCCUUAAAAAUAAGAAGCUAAAAGCCCACCAAACACCAGUGGAUAUCUUAAAGCAAAAGGCUCAUCAGUUAGCAUCCAUGCAAGCUCAGGCUUACAAUGGUGGGAAUGCCAACCCCCCACCGGCUAAUAACGAGGAAGAGGAGGAUGAAGAAGACGAAUAUGAUUACGACUAUGAAUCCCUGUCUGAUGCAGAUGUCCUUACUGCUUCUCCUGCUCCUAACAGUCAGGAAGACAACAUUCUAGAAGACAGACCUGAAAAUAAAUCAUGUAAUGACAAGCUUCAGUUUGAGUAUAAUGAAGAAAUCCCCAAGAGGAUAAAGAAAGCAGAUAACUCUGCUUGCAACAAAGGAAAGGUUUAUGACAUGGAACUGGGAGAAGAAUUUUAUCUCCCUCAGAAUAAAAAGGAAAGCAGACAGAUUGCACCAGAGCUCUCUGACCUUGUCAUCUAUUGUCAAGCAGUAAAAUUUCCAGGCCUGUCAACUCUAAAUGCAUCUGGCUCUAGCAGAGGAAAAGAAAGGAAAAGCAGGAAGUCCAUUUUUGGCAACAAUCCGGGCAGAAUGAGCCCUGGGGAGACAGCAUCGUUUAACAAAGCAUCUGGAAAAAGUUCCUGUGAAGGAAUGCGACAGGCCUGGGAGGAAUCUUCUUCCCCCCUCAACCCAACCACAUCCCUCAGCGCUAUCAUUAGAACUCCCAAAUGUUACCAUAUCUCCUCGCUGAAUGAAAAUGCCGCCAAACGUCUGUGUCGCAGGUAUUCUCAGAAACUGAUCCAGCACACCGCCUGUCAGCUGCUGAGGACUUACCCGGCUGCCACUCGCAUCGACUCCUCCAACCCCAAUCCCCUCAUGUUCUGGCUCCAUGGGAUACAGCUCGUGGCGCUCAACUACCAGACAGAUGAUCUCCCUUUACAUUUAAAUGCUGCCAUGUUUGAAGCCAACGGUGGGUGUGGUUAUGUUUUGAAACCCCCAGUUCUGUGGGACAAGAACUGUCCCAUGUAUCAGAAGUUCUCUCCCUUAGAAAGAGAUCUGGACAACAUGGAGCCUGCCAUCUACUCCUUAACUAUUGUCUCUGGUCAAAACGUGUGCCCGAGUAGCAGCACAGGAAGCCCGUGUAUCGAAGUCGAUGUGCUGGGCAUGCCCCUGGACAGCUGCCAUUUCCGCACGAAGCCCAUCCACCGGAACACUCUGAACCCCAUGUGGAAUGAACAGUUUCUCUUCCGGGUUCACUUUGAAGAUCUCGUAUUUCUUCGUUUUGCCGUUGUGGAAAACAACAGCUCAGCUGUAACUGCUCAGAGAAUCAUCCCACUCAAGGCUUUAAAACGAGGAUAUCGACAUCUUCAGCUGCGAAAUCUCCACAACGAAGUCUUGGAAAUCUCUAGUUUAUUCAUAAACAGUAGGAGGAUGGAAGAAAAUUCCUCCAGCAGCACCACGCCGGCCUCUUUGAUGUUUAAUUCAGAAGAAAGAAAAUGUUUGCAGGCUCACAGAGUCACGGUGCAUGGGGUCCCAGGUCCAGAGCCCUUUACUGUUUUCUCCAUAAGUGGAGGCACCAAAGCAAAGCAGCUUCUCCAACAAAUUCUGACCACUGAACAAGACACCAAACCUAUCAUCACAGACUAUUUUUUGAUGGAAGAAAAAUAUUUUAUAUCUAAAGAAAAGAAUGAAUGCAGGAAACAACCGUUCCAGAGAGUCAUUGGUCCAGAGGAAGAGAUUAUGCAGAUUUUAAGCAGCUGGUUUCCAGAGGAAGGAUAUGUUGGCAGGAUUGUCUUAAAAACCCAGCAGGAAAACCUAGAAGAGAAAAGCAUUGUUCAAGAUGACAAAGAGGUGACCUUGAGCUCAGAGGAGGAGAGUUUCUUUGUUCAAGUGCACGAUGUUUCUCCAGAGCAACCUCGAACGGUCAUCAAAGCACCCCGUGUCAGCACCGCACAGGACGUCAUUCAGCAGACCUUGUGCAAAGCAAAGUAUUCCUACAGCAUCCUGAGCAAUCCCAACCCAAGUGACUAUGUGCUUUUGGAAGAGGUGGUAAAAGACACGACCAAGAAGUCUUCCACCCCAAAGUCCUCCCAGCGGGUCCUUUUGGAUCAGGAGUGUGUGUUUCAAGCCCAAAGCAAGUGGAAAGGGGCAGGAAAAUUCAUCCUUAAGCUAAAGGAGCAGGUGCAGGCAUCCCGAGAAGACAAAAGGAAAGGCAUUUCUUUUGCAAGUGAAUUUAAGAAGUUCACCAAGUCAACUAAACAACCCCGAGGACUCGCAUCACCUUCUCAGGUCUUGGCCUCAGAAGGUGUCCAAAACAAGGAGGAGAAACCUGUGGGCAGCUUGUCCUCCAGUGACACCAUGGACUAUCGACAAUAACCAAGGUGAAGACCUUUUGGUCUCCCAUCUCAAUGGCUCCGGAAACACUGGAGGCUCUUUAAUGAAGCGGGCCCCCUGCUGCCACACACCCACUCCUUCCUCAAACUACAUCUUCCCCUUCCUCUGCUCUCCCUCCCUAUCCAGUACCUCUGCAGAUCUGUCCUCCUCUGCCUGGACAACCAUAGGCCUUGCUUAAUUCUGACAAGUAACAGAGAUUGCAUUCUGCCUGGAAAAAACUGAAUUGACUUGCCCACACGAUACUCCACAACUCGGCCACACCAAGAGAAGAGUAGGAUCUUCCUGGCUGGUGUCGGAUCUCCAACUAGGCGGAGUGGGAGGCAGUCCACAGCCUACGUGCUCUCCAGACGGCUGCCUCGGACCCCUCGCAGUUGCUUCUCUCACAUGAGCGUCAAAGUGACAAGAGGUGAACACCUGGACCCUCCGGAAAGUUAUUAGAAAACAAAGAUUGCCUCUUACACCAAGUCCAGCACCUAUGAUAUGGGGCACUGUCAACAAUUUAUGUGUUCUUGGCCAUCUCUAAGUAUCAACUUCCUGAAAGGAAUCUUUGGCUGAUGGCUAAGGAUUUGGACAUGGGAUGACCUGAAAUGAGUGUUUUUGAAAUACUGACUCUCCAUGAUUACCAAGCUACUCAUUCAUAUACAUCUCUUAGAUCCAAAAUAUACUAUGCUCAAGCAGACCAUCAAGCAGGUCUCUGAAACCUUUCCUAAGUCUCUGAACUUUGAAAUAAUUCACUCUGACACUGAAUUGGGUAAUGUUGCAUUUUUUUUCAUGUUGUGUGAAUGAUCUGACUUAACAUGCAGGACCAUGGAAGACUGAAGCUGUGUCUUACACUCGUUAUUAUCCCACUUCACUUUUAAGUGCUUAGCACAGUGCUAAGCACAUAGUAGGUGCUCGAUAUUGGUCUAGUUAAAAAUAUAUUAAGGCUGUAAGCUUGUUAUAGCCUCAGGAUAUGUGUGUGUGUGUAUGUUACUAUGAUAUUUAGUUCUGAAAAUGAAACUCGUCAACACAGGCCAUGAAAGUUUAUGCACAAGUAGAUUUCAUUCUCAAAUUCAUAAAGGGUAUUCAAAUACUAGAUGUGUAAUUUUAUGGUCCCACUGUGAUUCUCUGUAUGUGUAACUACAAAGUUAAAAGCAUAAUACAAGUGUGAAAUAGUUCAUGAAUUUCUACUUCAAAAUUGAUUUUUCACCUAAACUAGUUUCUCCUGCCAAAGUGAAAUAUAAAUGUAUUUGUAUAUGUUUGGAAAAUAAAUGAUUUGUGACAUGCA